Molecule: messenger RNA, 758 nt
Organism: Cuscuta campestris
Lineage: Eukaryota; Viridiplantae; Streptophyta; Magnoliopsida; Solanales; Convolvulaceae
Source: the annotation of a GenBank genome assembly
CCCGAGAUGACUGCACAAUUUAGUUGGGGUUCGGCAGUUCUGACAAACUUGUAUCGCAGCUUGUGUAAAGUUGCACUUAAAACAUCCGAGAGGCCUAUAUUACUUUGGGCUUGGUCACGCCUCAUUUUAGUGAGGCCCGAAGUUCGCGUGCUCCACAACGAUCGACAUGGCCCACUUCGAAAUGACGAACCGCAUGGUGGCGCAUUCGAAGGUUGUUCAAUGGCACAUCACGAUUUUCACUUCGUAACUACCGAGACCAGUUUGACGGCUUCGACAUAUAUGGAAUAUGGCGGCGAUGGUGGCGGCAAUUGUGGCGGCUAACGUGAUGAUGAGGGAAGCAGUGUUGGGUCGAGCAUGAUGGAGGGGAUGCCAACGGUGGUGGGGCUGGCGGCGAAUCCCGGCGAUAAAAGUACUGAUGGUGGUGGCAAGGGUUGGGCUAGCUGUGAUGGUGGGGCUAGGGAAGAUGGUCGGAGCACGGGUGGUGAAGGUGUAGUGGUGGGGCUCAAAUUGACGACGGGGGUUGGCGAAGGACAGAACCAGGGACUGCCGGCCUCCUCGUUCUUCACUAGCCUUUCAAGGGCAUUUUAGCCAUUUCAACUCAUAAGUUAACCAUUCAAAAAAAUGAGAAAAAGUCCAAAUGGGAAGGUUUUUUCCGGACGGAGGGAGUAUAUCAAUGUCAUCAACAUGAAUUGCUUCUUGAGAUUUUAUCGGAAGAGUUGUUAGUAAAAAUAAAGAAGAAAUAAAAGAUGUUCAUUGAG